This is a messenger RNA of Danio rerio (zebrafish), 1310 nucleotides long. Lineage: Eukaryota; Metazoa; Chordata; Actinopteri; Cypriniformes; Danionidae. The record is from RefSeq and is a predicted model, not a curated record.
CUGAAACACACCAACUCUCAUAUAAAUAUAAGGAAAAUACAGACUUUUAUUUUAGCCUGGUAACGUAGAGUCAUGGAAGCGUCGCGCUCCUGCAUUUGUUGUGAUUCGGCGGAAGGCCAUUUUCUAGAAGCUGAUGAUAUCCAUGUGCCAUCAUUAUGAAGAUGUCAUUAAUUAAAGAAGAGGGAGAGGACAAGGAGAUUGAAGAAUCAUUGCGUGAAAAACAUGAAGAUACUGACACACAAACAGAUCCGAUGGUGUUGAAGGAGGAAAGUGACGUUCCGAAGGAAACUGAAGAGAACGAUCGGCAUCUAAAGACGUUAAAUGACGUUCACAUAGUGAUUCACACCGAAGAGAGUCCCUUCAUCUGCCAACAGUGUGGAGCCAAGUUCACUCAGAAAGGAAGUCUUAACAGACACCUGAGAGUUCACACUGGAGAGAAACCCUACACCUGCCCUGAGUGCGGAAAGAGCUUUGCUCAACACGGAAACCUCGAAGUCCACAUGGGCGUCCACAGCGAAGAAAAGCCGUACAGCUGCCAACAGUGCGGGAAGAGCUUCAACCGGAAGGGAAACCUUAAUUCCCACAUGAGAAUUCACAGCGGAGAGAGCGUCUUCACCUGCCAACAGUGCGGACUAACUUUCACUUUAAGAGAAAGCCUAAGCAGACACUUGAGAAUUCACACCGGGGAAAGGCCAUUUUCAUGCCAACACUGUGGAAAGAGCUUUGAUCAACAGGAAAACCUUCAAGCCCACAUGAGAAAUCACACCGGAGCAACGCCCUACUCGUGCCCUCAAUGUAAAAAGAGCUUCAGGCAGAAAGGACACUUUAAAGACCACAUGAGGAUCCAUUCCGGAGACAAACUCUACACUUGUCCUCAGUGCGAACGGGUCUUCAGCCAAAGGGGACACUUUGAGGACCACAUAAGGAUUCACACCGGAGAGAAGCCGUUCAUGUGUCCACACUGCGGAAGAAGUUUCAACCGAAGAGGAAUCCUCAACAGACACGUGAGGACUCACACUGGAGAGGAGCCGUUCAUGUGCGGCCACUGCGGGAAGAGCUUCAGAUAUAAAGUGACCCUCAAGUACCACAUGAGAAUGCACACAUGAGAGAGCUGCCUCUGUGUUUCGUCACUGUGCAAAGAGCUUUAUAAAACACUUCAAUACAGACUAUUUUAAUGUGGGGAUGUCAUUGGUCCAUGAACAUUCCCUAUUUCAUAACUAUAACAAGAGGCGAUUCAAUCAUAAUUUAACGUUAAAUCAGCUAUUAUAACAUUAUUUAAACUAUAUAAAUUUAAACUGUAAAACAGGAAA